GAGAGCCCCGCGGGCAGGGGAGGAGCAGCGGGAGGAGCGGCAGGAGGCGGUGUGCUCCUGCCUGCCGGGGAUGCGUGUGUGCCUGUGCGUGUCUGCGCGCCGCUCUCCUCGGCAUCGCUCGGGUCGCUCCUGGCGGUGCCUCCAGCCGCUCCCGGCGCCGGCGGGAAUCGCUUUUCCCGGCGCGGCCGCUUCUCGCUGAGUCCCGGGAAGAGCGUGAGUGAGCAGCGGCUGGGAGCGAUCACCUGACACAAGCCAUGUCCCUAACAAAGCGUUGGUGAAAAAGUAGAAGAUUUCUGGGAUACAGCAGCGCCAGUACUGUGAAGCCGCUUCUGCAGGUCAGGAGCAGCAUUUGUUGGAGGAUGCCGUAGCCCAGGAGGUGAGGCUCAUGGGGACGAGGUCGAUGGCUUGCAUGGAGCUUCUCUACCUGGCCGAGGAGAGCAGACAGGUGCCCCUGGGCACCGCUACUGGCUGGAGCCUGCCCUCCCAUCCUUCCGAGCAGCAGCAGUGUGAGGGGGGUGAGCUGGACCCCAGAGCAGCCGCUGCCGUGGCAGCCCUGCACUGUGAACGGCACUGCAAGCCCUUGCAGAGGGGCCCUGUGGCUGAGCCCCCCCUGGCACCCCAGCCCCCCUCCCUGGGCACCUCGCCCCAGGAGCACCCUGCACCCUCCAGCACCUCCCAGCCCUGCCACCCAGCCGAGCGCUUGCCCAGGGAAGAGGAUGGAGGGAAGAAGAAAGCCUGCUGCUGUGCCCAGGAACUUGAGACGUCGUUCACCUGUGUGGAUGAAAAUGUAAAUCUGGAGCAUGCAAGAAGUGCCCCCACUCCUACAGGUGGCCAGGAUGCCCCUCUGCAGCAGCAUUCCUGCAGGGAGCUGCCGCCUGAAUGGGUGCACGAUUCUCCUUCCUUGGUCUCCGAGGAGGACGAUGCUGCCUCAGAGGCAGCAGCUGGGAAAUCCGUUGACUAUGGAUUCAUUAGUGCCAUUUUGUUCCUGGUUAGUGGCAUUUUGCUGGUGAUAAUUUCCUACGUGGUACCCAGAGAUGUGACUGUGGAUCCCAACACGGUGGCUGCCCGGGAGAUGGAGAGGCUGGAGAACGAGAGCGCAAGGAUCGGUGCUCACUUGGACCGCUGUGUUAUCGCUGGGCUGUGUCUCUUAACCCUGGGGGGCGUGGUGCUCUCCAGCCUGCUGAUGAUGUCCAUGUGGAAAGGGGAGCUGUACCGGAGGAGCAGGUUUGCAUCCUCCAAGGAGUCUGCAAAGCUGUAUGGAUCUUUCAAUUUUAGAAUGAAGUCUGGUGCAAAUGAUAAUAUGCUCGAGCUGUCGUUAGUUGAGGAAGAUGUACUUGCCAUAGAUAAUUAGUGUGGUCGUGAUUUUUAAGGCAGCAUUUCUACAGGAAAAUAUGUUUCAUUAAAGAAAGCAGAUGCAGCUAAAGAUAGCUGGUGAUGCAGUUUAUUUGUCUGACAAGAAUGGUGUUAUCUUAAGCUCUAUAAUCAAAUGUUUUCAAUAUAUGAGUACUUGUUGUAAAGGGGAACUGUGCCAGAUGAAAUGCAAAUGAUAUAAAAUAAUGAAAACCACUGAAUAAAAAGAGAUUUGUGAUAAGUAGGUUCCUCAGAUACUCGUUUAUCCUAAUAUAAAACAUUCCACUGGUGUCUUGCCUAUAUAAUUUUCUUAUUACUCCCAUAUAGAACAAGAAUGACCUUGACACUUUGGAAGCUGUUUAUUUUUGAAGCCUGCAGAAUUAUUAACAGUCUACUUGACAGAAUGUUAAGAAGCAGGACCAAUAAUCAAACAGUAGGGCUAAUAUUUCAUUAAGAGAUACUUUUUUAUUCUUUAAUUUUAAGCAGAUUCCUUCUCUUCAAUUAAGUGACAGCUAUGGGAAGAAAGAACACCACUUGGUCAUGACUGGCCACAAACCUCCCAUAUUUUCAAACAAUUGUACAAUUAGUGAUAAUUAUUUAAAAUAUAAAAUAAGAGGCAAAGGGCAGGAAACCAUAUGGCUCAUGGUACUGGUAGGAGACAAAAGACUCUUUCAGCUUGAGGUCAGUGGCUCCAUUUCAGUUCAGAUUAGCAAUGAUUGAUAGUCAUUAACUUCUGAUAGCUAUAGUGACCCAUAUAAAAGAAGUUUAGUUCCUGGUGGACAGAUGUCUUUGUAUGAAAACUGCCGUAACAAGAAUUAACAGACCUCUUGUUUGGAGUCUCAAAAGACCUAAAGACUGAAAAAGCAUGGGGAUGCUGAGACUGGACACUUCUCCUUCAGUACACACGCCAGAAGAAAUUCAAGCUCAGCUGCAGGGCUUUGCUUAUACUGGGGCUGUCUGCAUCUUAUUAGUCCUUUCUGAAACUUCAAUUUUAUUUCAGUAGUCUGUCAACCUUCUCAUAACCAGCAAGGAAAGGUCAGGAAGGAGCUCUCUAAACUCGUUCAAUAAAACCCAAUUUAUUUGUAAAGAAUAAAUCAUCAGGAAAUACAGAGGUUAAGUACCAGGCAGUUUACUGGCUGACAAGAGACUCACUUAACAUAGGGAAUGAUCAAGGGUACAUGUUGCUAUUAAUCUCAGUUCUGUGGCACUGUAGCCAAAAACCUGUACCACUGAUGCUAUUUGGUUUAUUACCAGCCAAUUUCUGGGGAACAUUGAUGUGUUCUUGCAGUGCUGGGAAAACUGACAAAAAUUGUUCAGUGCACCACUGUCAGUUCUUACUGAGCAAUGGUUAAUACAUACAUUAAUACAUAUAUAUAUAAAAUGUCUUGUUAAUAUGUAUAUGUAUGUUAUAUACGUAUGUGUCUCUGGCAAAGCCAAACAUGGGUGAAGUGCUCUGUCUGCACAGUCUCUGCAGUCUUGGAAAUGUGCUUCACUGUGACAGCCUUCUCAGUUGUGAGUUAAGUAAAAUAUCAGGAAUAUGCAUUAUUUUUAAAAUUUAAAAAUAAACUUUUUUUGCCACUGUGACACACAAGAGAAGAGUUCUCUUGGGAAGGGGUGAGGACAUUUUGUUUAUACUCCUUUUAACCAAUAAUAAUUGGCAGUACAAAGUUCAGAAGAACAAGUGGAUGGUGGAAACGUGUGUUCCUCACAGAGAGACUGAAUGAUAUUUUGUCACUUGGUUCUUCAUUCCCAUUCUCUGGCUAUUUUUGUCAGGAGACGAGUGCAGCACCCAAGUCUGAGUCUACUGGUUCAGUCUCUUGUGGUUGCUGGCUGCAGGUGCUGGCACAGGUGCCUGUGACCAAGGGCCCAAGGAGCUGCCCAGCUCCAGAUUCACACCUUCAGUCAGUAAAUUCCAUAGUGUGGUACCCGGGCUUUAACACUGGCCUCGCAGAACAGAUGCUGCUUCACGUGUUCUCUGCUCCAACCACAGCUUUAGGUCAGUGUUCUGCAUAAUUAAGUGAGCUGCCUUAUUAGAGGGUGCUGCUGCCCAGUAAAUGAUUCUCCCAGUUUAAGUUAUGAUACACAGCAUGUUCACAGGCAGUAACUCAGCAGUGACCAGCAUCUCCACAGUUGUCUUUGAAGAGCUUACAUCCUUCUGGCUGUGUCAUCAGGGAUUCCUGACUGAAUCUCUAGGAUAAAUACAUGAAAUGUCUUCUUAGAUCUGGAAGCUACCUCGGCCUGUUGUAAUCAGUACAAGUGAGGAAGGAGGUAGCCUGAGAAUCUGGAUGCAGAGCAGGAAGGUCCCUCUUUUGCUGGCCUUGGCCAGCUGCUGGAGUAUGGGGACACUGCCUGCAGAGCUUUGCUUGAUGUGGGGGAGGUGGGAGCAGCCCUUCCUCUCAUCCUGCCUUGAGGAUGGGAAGGGGCUGGCUAUGGCCUCCACAGGUUCAGGGAAAGCCAUGCCGAGCAAGAGGGCAAAUGUUUCUGAGCUUGGGUCAGCAAGAUGGUGUGUGGGGGGCACAGAUAACUCAGGGGAUGGAAAAACCCUUUCACCUGCCUGAGCCCUGUGUUCUCACCUACAUGACAGAAGCUCUGAGGCUGGUGGUUUUGAGAGCUAUUAUUUUUAUUUUUUAAUUAUACAUAUGCAUGAAAUUGGAGUACAUUCCAUUACUGCAGAAAGAUGACAGCUUAAGCUGUAUGGAUCACAGAUUUCUUGUAGGAACCAUGACAUGCCUUAAUGCUGAUUAUUAGCACUAGAAAAAGGAACGUUUCCCUGACUGUCAGUAUGUUAUUGUCAAGUGAGAAGUUUUCUGACACUUUGUAAAAUGCCUGUCACAGAUCAUGAACCUGCAAUAUUUUAAUGAACCCUCAAAUUUUCCCUAAGCAUUUUAAGGAAACAUUAGUCAACCUAAUAAACUAAAUGUACACUGCAGAAGUGUGAGGAGUAAUAAAAUUUAAACAACAGGACUAACAGAGUUUCUUUAUUUUGGUGUGUGUGGUGUGAAAGAGGUGAAGGAAGGCCUUCAGAGCACAGGAAUUUAGGAGAUAAAAAUGCUCAGGACAUUUCUCUGAUCACCUUUAGAAAUUGCAGCAUGAUGUGAGUUGGUGGCACAAUAUAAAACCUCUGGACUCUCAGGUUCUCGUGCUGUGAAACCAAACAAAGACAGAAACCAAAGCACUUGCUGUCUGGUGGCUGAUGGUGGAAAUGAAUGUAUGAGCCCACUGGCCAGUGGACAGGCCUUCACACCAUUCACCUCACGUAAGAUGGUACCAAAGGGAGCGAGGCCAAGAGAUGUUUAUUGCUUUCUCAUGCCCCUUUGCAAUUUGAUUUCCCCUGCUCGAAAUUUAAAUGCUUUAAAGGUACAAAUGGGAGAAGAGUUGGUGGUGUUUUUUUCAUUGCCUGGGCUAAAGUUGUCACUUGAUUCAUCGGAGAGCUUUCUCCUUUUUUGUGGGAACUAAAUUUUGGCAUAUACCGAGUGGGAUUUAGGUGCCCUCUAAACAUAUCUCAAUUCUGAGUGUGGAUUUCUGAGAACCCUGGAAACAGAACAGGAUUUUUGCCCUUAGUCAGUCUAUUUCUGACCAGUCCCAGUUGCCAAAUAUGACACUUCCCCAGUUUCUACCUCAUGACACGUCAGCCAGCUGGGCCCAGCCCUGGUCUCUCCCUUCCCACUGCAGGUGUCCAUGCUUCCCUGAACUGUGGGAAGGGAGGCUUCCCUGCAGCGAGGCGACAGCUGCCAGUGUCCAGCUCCCUGCUGCUCCAACAGCUCCCUGCUGACCCAUGUUCUCAGUUCCUUUUUCUCAGUCAGACGCUGUGGCUGAGGCUGGACACUGGGAGCUGCAUGGCACCUGCUGGGGAUCUCAUCAGAGCGGAGGCUGUCACUGCACGGUCCCAGCCCCCACGCUGCGGGUGCCCAGCGUGUCCCUCCAGCCUCGCCUGCUCCUGCCAGCCUGAAGCCAGCCCCGUGGCACAAAUGCCCAAGACUCUCCUAGGGAGCUACGCUGGGUUGGUGCUGGGUUUUUACGUGUUUACAAUUUUUUAAUCUUUGUAAUUCUUUUAAAAAUCUGUCUGCAGUGACUCUAGAGUUUACUGACUAAGAAAGCAACUGGUUUAAUCUUGUAAAACUCUGACCCACAACGGGGUGAAACAUCACAGUACAUCAUGAGCUGUUCAAUAGUGCGUUUGAUGCCUUAUUACAAUCGCAGCCGCGUUCUGUACGGAGUCGAAAAUAAAAGUCUAUGAAGCUGA
This is a messenger RNA of Cyanistes caeruleus (blue tit), 5593 nucleotides long. The record is from RefSeq and is a predicted model, not a curated record. NCBI's taxonomy places the organism in Eukaryota, Metazoa, Chordata, Aves, Passeriformes, Paridae.